GUACUUUGGGGGCUGGAGAAGCAUGACAUCAUGCACAGCCCCAUCCCUCCCUGCGAAAACAAAGAGUAAAACAUAUUUAUUUCACUACUCCAAACAACAGUCGACGACACAAGCGUCUGCACUGUGAUACCCCGCGGGCCCGUCCUUAAAACCCACCUGGGAUCUGGCCCUGGUGCUCCGGCGUGUGCAGCGGAGUCUGGGAGGGGCAUCCGUCCGCACGUCCGGGUAAUGGCGGAUGGGGAAGCCACCGUGUCUGUGGAGUGGGACAGCAGUGAUGGGGGCUUAGCAGAAUAACAUCCCACUUCUGCGUGUCUAUUUUCUCUGUUUAGCUUGGUAUUCAGCUCUCGCCAUGGAUCCAGAGAAAACGUUGACAUUCUGCCUCGGGCUGAAGGCUGAGGAGAUGACCAUGUCCCUGCAGGGCCUGGAUGGCACUGAAGCUGCUACGGUGGCUGUUUCCCAGAAGGAGCGCACAGUGAAUAAGGUGGUGAAGCAUCACGGGGGCUCAGGUAGCCAGCCUGGUGUCAGCCCCAAGUACUGUCCAGGGGUCAACAACAACCCCGGCUACCUGUGUGAGACGGGGCACUGCUGCGGAGAGACGGGAUGCUGCACCUACUAUUAUGAACUCUGGUGGUUCUGGCUGCUGUGGACGAUGCUGAUCCUCUUCAGCUGUUUCUGUGCUUACCGCCACCGCCGAGCCAAGCUGAGGAUCCAACAGCAGCAGAGACAGAGGGAGAUCAACCUGAUCGCCUACAACGGAGCCAGCAACUACCCUUCCUCCAUGCUUGACCUCAGUUUUCUGGCAUCCUUCAAGUUGCCUUCCUACGAGGAGGUGGCGGCGCAGCCCUGCACUCCUCCUCCGCCUUACAGCUCCGUCUUCGCCCUGCAGGGAGGAACCAUGGGGGGUCCUAGCUCCUCCUACGCUCAUUACCACCACCACCGUCACCCCUGCCCUCCCUAUCUGGGCCCCGGCCCCGGUCCCAGUGGCCUGACUUCCUCCCAGAGCUCUGACAACUACACCAGCUGCUCCUGCGAGUCGUGCUCCCUCACCUCCCCCUCCAGCAACUCCUUCUCUCUCCAGGUGACAGACGAGACGUACAGCAGCCACUUCUCCACCCCCAGUGAAGCAGGGUGCGACUGCGCCGUCAUGCCGAGGCUCGGGGCCAACUUCACUCCCACUUCUUCUACGACACCUCCUUCACAAGUUCCACCUGAUGUUAUACCUGCCGCCGCCCCAGAUGUCAUACCCAUACAGAGAAGGUCCCCUAACGGCAGUGAAGGGGUCCCGCUGCCAUCUCUCUCUCUCCCUCUACACUCUCGUCCUUCACACCCUUCUCGCCUGCCACUUUCUCCCCUCAUCCUGUUAUCCUCCCUCUCUCCUGGUCAAGUCCAUCCUCUUCUCUUCUCAGACCCACUUGGAGCCAUUCAGAGAAGCAGAAAAGAAGAGGUCCUGCCUCGUGGUCCGCCCCCCAGACCCGCUCUGUCCCCCCCUAAACCGGCUCUCUUUGCUUCAAAUGUGGCUGAUUUAACAUAUUACAACAACAAAAAAGAGGAGCAAAAACGAGAAGAGGAGGAAGAGGAAGAAGAAGAGGAGGAUCAUUUCCGGCAUCGCAGGCUAACGGGUGACUCGGGCAUCGAGGUAUGUCGUUGUCACGUGAAGAGAGAAGAGCAAGAGGAGGAGGAACUGCAGAAAGGGCAUUUUUGGAAAGGAGGAAGAGAGGCUUUGCAGGAAGAGGAGAGGGCAGACGUGCUGCACGACAGCAUGGACUGCUCCCUGAGAGCGAGGGCUGCCGCUCACUCACCGCUAUCUGAAGACUGCGCUGAACAGCGAGGCCUCGUCUCCUCAUCCCGUAGAAUCCUCCAGAAGACGUGCGAGGCCAUCAUCACUGUGGAGUCCUCGUAAGCUGACAGCCAGAUGUGAUCCAAAAGAGAAAGAAGUGAGAUGAAAAUGCUUGAUAGCAUCUUCAUGGAUCAAGACUAGUAGGUGAAAAGUCACUGAAGAAAAGUCUUGCAGGUCUUACUUUAAUGGUUGGAGACGGGAUGAGAAAUGAAACCUCUUGUUUUCUCUGUAUUUAAAUGAGAAACUCCCAGAGAAGCCGACACCUGAAAACCCUUUUUUUAAGUUGAUUUAUUUAUGGUUUCGGAAAAGGCAUAUCUUAUUCUCUGAAGUUAUGAAAAAUUCUAAUGAAUUGCUCUUUCCCCAUCUCCAUUUUCACUAGUGGCUCAGUGUCAUAUCUCGAUGUCCCUUUACUGUUUAACAUUGCUAAAAAAAAAACGUUUAGCUCCAUAGAAACAACAUGCCUAAUAGUCAGUGGUUCCCAGCCUGGUGGUCAGGACCCCUCAAGACGUCUCCGGAUAACUCGAGGUGUCUUGACGACUAACCGUGUAAGAAAGUAGAAACAUAUUGUUAUGAUAAAGAAAAAACGACAUAAUGCUUUAUCUAAUAUCUUUUUAUGUGAAACUAUUAACAAUUUUUUAUGCACUUCAAAGUUGUUCAAUAACACAAUCGAGAGGCAAACAUCUAUCUUUAAAGGGCCUGCUUUAAAAGUCUUGGUGUGAAAUGUAUGAGGGGUCCACACAUUAAUAUUAUUUUAUUUUAAAGGGUCACACACACCACGGUUGGGAGCCGCUGCCUGAUAAAGCAUAUUACUCAAAUCAUCUCAGCAGCAAUGAAGAAGACUGUCUAUCAUCAAUUUACAUAGUUUUAAAUUGAGGACAAAUUAUAUUCUAGAAGUUUAUGAAGUUAAGUCACUCAACAAAUUAUUUUCAAAAGAGCAGCUCUAAUUUAUUGUGUCUCUUGAUCCUGUUAUAUAAUCUUAAUUCACUGGAUCCUAUCUUUUGAAGGAGGUUCACAACUAUUGAAUAGUUUGAGGUAUGUGGUGACCUUUUUAGUUGUAGGGUGAUUUUAUUUGCUUUCACCAGCCUACUUCCCUCUGUUUUAGAGGAAAUAAGAAGGGAACCAUUUGGACUGAAUUGUGAAUUGUGUGUUUUUAUACAUUGUGUCUUACGUUGCUCCCAAUAGGAAAGGGGUGCCAACUUUAAUUAUAUCGUGUGGGUGGCAAAGCUUUACAAUGGUAAUAUAUUGUUGUUUUAGACUGUUACAUGAUUAUACUGUAUAAUGAACUGACUGUUUGACUUUGGAUUCAAUGUUGUUGAACACGUUUUCCUGGUUGGUCGUUGCCAUUUUUUUGCAAGGCAACAUAAAUCUGAUUCCUCCAUGGGCGGACUGUUGGGUUUUUACGAGGCAGAAACUUUAAGCCUAGUCUCCUCACUGUUAUUGAAUGUAAAAGGUUAUGCAUCGCAACAAAAAGGAACAUUUGAAUUGUUUACUGAUAAUUUUUAUAGAAUGCAACUUGACUGAAAAACCUCUGGAAAAGUGUCCAAAUCUGCAGCAAGGCAAUACAAUCUGCCAGGUGUGGGGUUAGAAAUAAAGUGCCGAUUGUAAUGUCUGUCUGAGGCAAGUAAUGAUUGUGAGAUAUCGAUGGUGUAAAUGUACGAGGUAAAGGGUUUAGAGUCAGAGUAAUGCCUCUUUAUUUUCUGUGGCUAAAAGGUGGUCACUUCUGAGAGUUGGACUGCUUUGCUCUUAAUGUAUCCUGGCUGAUCCUUUUUUGUAUUUAAAAUCAUCUGUCAGUUGCACAGUGUGUAGAAAAUAGCCUCACUGUGAGGUAGAAACUUGUGGUAGAUGCUCUUACUUGCUAGGAUUGUGUGAAAUUGGAUGAUCUUAGCAGUGGGAAUGGCACAAAUGUACUCGUGUAAUGAAUUCUCAGUGCAAAGUGUACUAAAGCAUGGAACAAGAUUUAGAAAGUGAGAAUGUCUCCCAUCACAUUUUUGUAUGUGUUUGUCUUGCUGUAGUCAAUAUGAGACAAAUGUGUCUGUAGUUCAAUGACUAGACGCCACUUCAUUGUGUCCUUGGCUCAGUGCAAAGCCACCUUAAAUGUUUAAAGUUGAAGGCAAAGCUUUCAACUCAUUUAUAGUUCUACGGAGUGAAAACAUUGCCUGGGUUCGGCUCAAUAUUACCUUUAUUUGUCACAGAUCUUGUUUGUAUAUGGAGUCUAAGGAUGUUUUGGUUUGUUAUGAAGGUCAUUUUAACAUCCUCUGAUCAUCUCUGUUGAAAGCUCUCCUGUGAUGACUCAGAGGUGAAGGAUGGUCUGAUUGAGACCCUCUGAACAUUUCAAUAUGUAAUCUUUCUGGCGGCUAUGGUAAAUGUUUUGGCUAUAUAGUCGGGAUUUUUUUUAUUUUGUGAUAAGUUUAAUGGGCGUUUAUCAAAGUAUAUGGUGCCUAGAUGAAAAUAGACUUUCUGUAAGGCAUUGUUAUAGUUUACUGCUGCUAUGUGAGUGUAUAUGUGUUACGUAAAUUGUAAAGUCGUACAACAAAUGGGCAAAGAUUUUCUAGCAGUGCUUAGCGGUCUCUUUAUAAAAUACACAGUACGCAGUACAUGUGAGACUUGCAAAAAUAGUAUUUAGCAAUAGUAUUCACACUUUUUUCCUUACUCUAGUUAAUGCUGGUUGAUAGGAAAUUAACUGUUGUGAAAAAUACAUUUACCUCUUUAUUACUGAUCCGUGAGCUGUGCUGGGCAGAGGCCUGUGAUUGUACAUGACUCUGCAUUUGAAUGCCUUGGCUUAAGGUUUCUCCCAAGUGCACACUCAGAUGAUCUGGGUUUACAUAGGCCCAGUUGUGCCUGUCGUGUAUUGUCAUUAUAUUUGGGUCACGGAGCUACGCAUCUGUGUUUCUUAAAAAUAUAUUUGAUGACGUUAUUUCCAGAGUCCCAAAAGAUUAGAUAAAGGUUUGAAGGCAUUUCUCAAAUUCAAGUAUUUUUUCCUUAUCCACACAAAUACGGCAGCUGCACAUAGUGUAUCCCCUUGCUUCAUGUGUGAACGUGGACCAAUAUUCACAUGUUUUUUUAGCUGUUACAUUUUCUAUAUUAAUGUUACUUUCUAUUUUUUAUAUAUAAUAUUGCAUUUAUUUGGCCGUGGCCCAUAUGCAACAUCUUGUUUAUUUAGAGCCCAAAGAGGUAAAGUCAGCAAAGAAAAUCAAGGAAGGUGUGUCCCAAUACUCCUUUAUGACGAUUUUUGAGUGUCAAUUUUACAUAGCACAACCAAACGAUGACAUAUUCUGUUAGGAAAAUAACCUUUUUAUUGUACAAAAGUCGUUUUGUCCAGAUUGAUAAAGGCAUCCUUCAUUGAUUUUGAUCAGUGUUGUUGUGUUGUUAAAUGACUUGAUGGACUUAUUAUUAUUACUUUUUUUCAAACAGAUGUUUAGCUCUGUGUCUCAAAUGUAAUUGUAAGCAAAAAGGGCCCAACCAGAGGCUACUUGGACUCCAGCUCUGAUUUGACAUUGAAGCCAAACUGAACUGAGUUCAGUGUAUAUAGAACUAGUUUGAUUUAUUUACCUUGUCAGCAGCUAGUAUGCACAGACAAAACGCCCAAACUCUACCCUCAUUGCCACUACAGGCCAAGGCCUGAUAUAAGACUGUUACCUCGCUGAGUUUUGACUGCAAAGGACUGUUUACUUCAACUUAUCAAGAUAGUAUUUACUCUAUAUUCGUACUGACUUUAUUUUGUGAUGCCGAGAAUUGAAAAAUUGAAAUUGAAGAGCUCAUGUUGGUACGGCUGAAGUGCUGUUUUGCCAGGAAAAAACAAAAUAUCAGUCCCUGUUAAUUCAGGAUUACUCAAUGUUUGCCCCUGGGAAAGUGUUCUCCCCUUUUACCCCUGCAGCUACAAGACAGCAGGAUUUUUAGAAGUAUCUUUAUGUGAUUGUAUGUGGAUUAGUUCAGAUAAAUAUUGCUACAACAUGUGGUGUUCUUUGAGGGUAUCCUUGUGCAAUUCUACCUGCGGCUCUUCAGUGUAUGCAUGUGUGAGAGAGUUAUCGUCGGCCGUGUUGUUGUGCUGUUUAAAUCAUCGUUGCUUAUUAUGAGGCCAAAGUCGAUUGUUGCUGGUAUUUGUUAACAUGUCAAUAUAAAUAUCCAAACAUGUUUAUGUCAUCAUGAAUAUCAAGUUGAUUUUGUAUCUUGGUGUAUAGCAUAGAGAUUUCUGAUGCUUACUCUGAUGUCAAAUCAAAACUAGCAGAUUCUCUCAUAUCUAUUUGUUUGGUUGCACAUGUCCUGGUGCUGGUUUCCCCCAGAAGGCGCAGUAUUUAAUUUCCUUCAAUUUGAGGUUUUUCAAUUGAUGCUCAUUGGGAUUCUACCUUGUUGAACACAGAAAUCUGCGUUACUUUAUUCAGCAAAACUUUGGAUUUUGUGUCAAAAUAAAAGCUUCAAAAUGCUACCAAA
Gymnodraco acuticeps is the source of this 6265-nucleotide messenger RNA. Its product is annotated as proline-, glutamic acid- and leucine-rich protein 1-like. The transcript is spliced from 6 exons. The record is from RefSeq and is a predicted model, not a curated record. The coding region runs from base 350 to 1900 and encodes 516 amino acids. Lineage: Eukaryota; Metazoa; Chordata; Actinopteri; Perciformes; Bathydraconidae.